Messenger RNA from Oryzias melastigma (Indian medaka), 1583 nucleotides. RefSeq names its product calcium release-activated calcium channel protein 1. Gene Ontology annotation, biological process: store-operated calcium entry. Lineage: Eukaryota; Metazoa; Chordata; Actinopteri; Beloniformes; Adrianichthyidae. The record is from RefSeq and is a predicted model, not a curated record. Gene Ontology annotation, molecular function: store-operated calcium channel activity. The coding region runs from base 170 to 763 and encodes 197 amino acids. Gene Ontology annotation, cellular component: membrane. The transcript has 2 exons.
CUUUUCACUUUGUUGGAAACAGGCAGCUGUGAACCCUAAUUUGAAUACAGGAAUUGUAUUAGUGAUUUUAUGUAUACAUACAACCCAAAAAACUAACGGAUUACGUCUUAUACUAGGUAAAAUCGUUUAGUUAAGACAAUAAGACAAGGCUUGCAACUGCUGUUUGAGUAUGCCACGUGAAUGCAGCAUCACUGUUGCAGGAAGUGAAGAUAGGCAGGUUGCCAUGGUGGAAGUACAGUUAGAGCCGGACCACGACUACCCUCCGGGGCUUCUGAUAGCCUUCAGCGCUUGUACCACGGUGUUGGUUGCAGUGCAUCUCUUUGCCCUCAUGAUCAGCACCUGCAUCCUCCCGAAUCUGGAGGCGGUCAGCAACGUGCACAACCUCAACUCGGUCAACGAGUCUCCACAUGAGCGUAUGCACCGCCACAUUGAACUAGCCUGGGCUUUUUCCACCGUAAUUGGCACGUUCCUCUUCCUGACGGAGGUGAUGCUCCUCUGCUGGGUGAAGUUUUUGCCGCUCAAGGACAACAAGGAGACAAAUAAUGGCACCAUCACCUCCGGCGAGGCGGCGGCCAUCGCUUCCACCUGCAUCAUGGUGCCAUUUGGCUUGGUCUUUAUUGUUUUCGCCGCCCACUUCUACCGCACGCUCGUCAGCCAUAAAACUGACAGGCAGAUCCGAGAGCUGGAGCAGGUCAUCAACCUGCACAACCAAUUGGACCACACAACUGAGAACGAGGAGCUCAAGCCCAUCCAUUUCCCCUGAUUUGAGAGGCUGAGUGUGGAAAAACAGGGACACUCAGCAGGUAUCUUCCAUGACAAAUCCGUUCUUGUUUGUCAGAUUUGCACAGAUGGUUUUUCAGUUCAGGUGCGUUCUACAUGCUGCAUGUUCAUCAGACUGGUCUUAUCUGUUGAAGUGGAAAAAUAAUUUCUUUGUAGCUUUUGUUGUAAUUAUUUUAAAAUAAUUUGCCCCAAAUGCUCAAAUGUUCUUAAAAAGCAGCACUUAAAGUUACUUCACCUUUUUUGAGGUAAUGAAAUACAUAAACCAAAUACAGUUACUUUGCACAAAGAAAUUGGUUUUAUUUGUAAACUCUAAACAGGAUCUAAAACUCAUACUAUGAUCAGUUCAGUCCAAUGAUAAACUAUUUAUGGUAAACAUUUUCAAAAGGCCAUAUCUUUGAAUGUUAGUUUUUAGUAAAGCUUUUAUUUCAUCCUAAUUUUAAUGAAUGUUUUGUCACAGCUUUUUCUCUGCUGAAGCUUUAUUGUAUCUCUCUUUUGUGUCACAUAAAUGUAGUUUUAAAGCAAAUACAAUUCUCAAAUAUCAGCUGAGAUCUUGUUCAAAUAUUGCCCAAUAGCCUCAGUUAUCUUUUGAUCUAUUUUUAAAGUGUUCCCAGUGGUCUUUAAAUAUGAUUAUGGUGUAAAAUGAUGAAACCUGUGUCGCUUUCUAGGUCAGUUCCUGCAGAGCGGCAGGAUUUAAUUCAAAAUUUGCAUCUGUGGGUGUGGAAGUAAUCCUGCCCUGACUUCCCAUCAUCACUUUGUUUACACUCUCUCCAACUCAGUUUACAACCCCAAGCUAACGUUAGCGG